AUGAACGGGGGCACCACACUUGCCCUGACUGACCGCUCUAACCGCAGGUACCACGCCGUAUCUCUUCGCUACUGUUGCAUAGUACUACUGUACUUACUUGUCCCCUACACCCUCCGUGAAAAGAGACGGGACCCUCUUUUUCUCAGACUUCGACUCUUGGUCACCUCGCUUCCAUGGCAAACCGCACAAUUCCCACCCCCCGCGGAUGUUGCACAGUCUGGGUGCAUACCGCUCACGCGGCUUCCGGCACCCUCAUUCGUCCACUCGACCUACUCGUUCGGCUCAAUGAAGAUCAAAAAGCACGAAUAG
Molecule: messenger RNA, 309 nt
Organism: Plenodomus lingam JN3
Lineage: Eukaryota; Fungi; Ascomycota; Dothideomycetes; Pleosporales; Leptosphaeriaceae
Source: RefSeq, a predicted model, not a curated record